This is a messenger RNA of Corticium candelabrum, 2142 nucleotides long. RefSeq lists its product as uncharacterized. The coding region runs from base 1 to 2142 and encodes 713 amino acids. The record is from RefSeq and is a predicted model, not a curated record. The transcript is spliced from 2 exons. Lineage: Eukaryota; Metazoa; Porifera; Homoscleromorpha; Homosclerophorida; Plakinidae.
AUGUCUGAGUCUGGUUCUGGUUGCGUAGAGAGUGAUACCGAAGAAGAUGAUCCCCCUGACUGUAGGCGUUCUACUCAAAGUCCUGAUUCAUGUUGUCCUUUAUGUUCUCUGGUGACAAGAGACACAGUUUCGCUGUUUCAACACAUAAAUGCAAACCACAUUUGCUACAGAAAUUUCCCGGAUGUUCAGUUCUUAGAAUUCCACAACCGUCGCUUAUGUUCAGAAUGUGGCUUUGCUUAUGGUAAUCGUUUCUCAUUUUGCCGACGUUCUCUAGGUCCUGGUCGUGGUAGAUGUCGUGGUUUGAUGACCCAUCCAAGUGCAUCAUCCUGGUUGAGUCAGUAUGAAUCCACAGCUGUUAACGGUGAUAUUGGAAUUCAGAAUUCACCUGAGGUAGCUCCAACAUCAGCUUCAAGGAUUACUUCUUCAUCAGUGCCUGUAUCCUCAUCUUCUAAUUUGGUGCUCGAGGGUAUUAAAGCAGCUUCUAUGAUGUCCUAUCCAGCUGUUGGUGACAUGGAAUUGUCUGUUUUCAAUUCACUGAUGAACGAAGUUGUCACCACACCUGUUCAGACAGUUACUCAUGUCCCAAAAUCAGUUAGACCACUUCUAAGUGUGGUUUUAGCUAAAGAAUUACGGUGUGCUUGUGAGGGUGGCCUGUGGGGCUUUGCUCGCCUCUUCAUGCUGGCCAAAGCUACCCUUCGCUGUCCUCCUCGUGGUGGGAGAAAGAAAAGGUACGUUGUAAAGGAAAUUUUGUCUUCUCGCCUUCAACGUUGGUUGGAUGGAGAUAUUCUAUCACUGUGGCUGGAUGUCAAGGCUGAGACUAACCCUUGCCAUGUUUCAUUGAAUUCCUCAAAUACCGCUACCACAAAUACUCGAAGAUCAUUGAGAUUGGCUUCAGAAGGUCGAUACAGUGAUGCACUUCAGGCUUUGGGUUCACGAGGUUGUGCCUCUCAUGACAGCAGUGAAGCUUUAGAAGAGUUGGCAAAUCGACAUCCAGUUCACGAUCUUCCUGCUUGGCUAGAGGAAGUCCCACCUUCACUAGUUGUGGACUCUCAGGAGGUUAUUUCUGCAUUGGAAGCAUUUCCCAAUGGCUCAAGUCCCGGUUAUUCUCAUCUUCGAGCACAACACUUAAUUGAUGCUAUACGAGGUUGCAAUGUUCCAGAAGCGCAGUCCUGUUUAGAAAACCUAACACGAUUGAUGUGUCUCUUGUUGUCUGGAAAACUUGAUCGCAACAUUUCUCCCUUCCUGUCUGGUGCCCCUUUGACUGCUCUCCAAAAGAAGGCUGGCGGCAUUCGGCCCAUUGCUGUUGGGGAAGUGUUGCGUCGUUUGGCUAGCCGUCUUUGCUGUUCUGCUAUAAAACCUCGCUUACCGGACGUCUUCUUACCAUAUGGUCAGGUAGGUGUUGGAAUACGAGGAGGUUUAGAGGCAAGUGUUCAUUCUCUAAGGUCAUACAUUGAAGAGAACAGUGCUAGACAUGACCUGUGCUGUUUCAAACUGGACAUGAAGAAUGCGUUCAAUGAAUGCCAUCGCAAUUCAUUCCUGAAGAGACUUGGCAGUGAAUUUCCUGAAUUGGUAGCUUGGGUACAGUGGUGCUAUCACUGUGCUGCUGAGUUGCGCUUUGGCUAUCAUCACCUUACAUCUACAGCAGGAGUCCAACAAGGCGAUCCACUGGGACCACUGCUGUUCUCCUUAGUCGUCCUAGAACUAAUGGAUGAAGUUGGAGAAGUGCCUGGCUUAGACCUAAAUUUGUGGUACCUUGACGAUGGUACUUUUGCUGGCACACGGAAAUGUGUCUCAAAGUUAAUAAACUUCAUCAUAGAGAAAGGUCCUUCCCUGGGCCUUCAUGUCAAUUUAUCAAAGUGUGAAGUGUUUUGGCCUUCAGGAGAUCGAACACAUCCAGAAUUUCCACCAGAAGUACACCGGUCGUCAGAUGGAAUGGAAUUGCUUGGUUCUCCUGUGUUUGGUUCAUCGGAUUUCUUCACUAAUUGUUUCAAGAAGCGAGUCGAUCAAGUAGCAAAUACCCAAUCUCAUCUCUCUGAUCUUGAAAAUCCACAAGUGGAACUUCAGUUGUUGAGAAGUUGCCUGUCCAUAUGUAAAAUCAACCAUUUGCUACGAUCUCCGGAUCACAAGAUCUUCAAUUUCUGA